AUGUGUUCUAUAAUGCUCGACUUGAGCAGACCACUGUUGGAUCUCACUGAUUGUCCGACCAAAUUAGCACUUACGUUCCGGCUAUCUUUCGGUCUGGCCAUGCCGGGCAUCUCGGAAGAUGCAUGCCGUGGAAUUGCUGCUGGUUUUGCCCAUUUCAUAUGGAGUUUGACCCGGCGGUCAGGCCAACUUCAGGCAUUCCAGAACAUGCGUUUCGUGAAGCCACGUCGCAGCGCGCCGCGAGGCAGGAACCGCUUGCGAACGUAUCUCGGGGCGGACAGGGAGGAGGAGAUGCGACAUCUGCUGCAUGCAGCUGGUCGCGGCCCCGCCGUUGGGUAG
Prorocentrum cordatum is the source of this 336-nucleotide messenger RNA. NCBI's taxonomy places the organism in Eukaryota, Dinophyceae, Prorocentrales, Prorocentraceae. The record is from the annotation of a GenBank genome assembly.